AAUGUAGCUAUUUCUCUGCAGAUCGAGAAAAUGAAGACAAGGGAUCCACUGCAAAAGGAAAUGGCGGAGGAAAGGAAGGAGGAGAAGAUUCGUCAAGCUGAGCUGAUGAAGCAGCAGGCCUACAAGGAGAAUGCCAUACUAAAAGGAGAAGCACAGCACUUAGGAGUCGGCCACCAAACCGGAACCGGCUUGGAUGGGCAUCACAAUGGUGUCGUACCUCAAACUGGCUUGGGUGACCAUCACACAGGAGUUCGACACCAUAUCGGUUUAGUUGAGCCGACUAGUGGGGCCGGGGGAUUGCACAGGACUGAUGGGCCACUUGCCGGCACUGAAACAAACCGGACUGCGGACGAGACUGGCGGUGGCUUGUACUGAGGCAGAUGCUUUAUUCUCUGGCCUCAAGAAUUAUACUAUGGUUUAUGUAGUUUGGUCAAUAAGAAGGGUGAAGAAGCUUGGUGUUUUAGCUUGUAAGCUUUCAUGGCCCAAUCUGUACUUGUUUGGUGUGAUUGUGUGCAUUUUAUUUCUUAUUUGUACUGUAAUCCGAGGUGAUUAUUUCCUUUGUGUAAUAAAGCACAUAUUCUAACUAAUCAUAUUUUGUGGGGAAAAA
Molecule: messenger RNA, 607 nt
Organism: Dendrobium catenatum
Lineage: Eukaryota; Viridiplantae; Streptophyta; Magnoliopsida; Asparagales; Orchidaceae
Product: protein LE25-like
Exons: 1
Coding region: 31-375 (114 amino acids)
Biological process (GO): embryo development ending in seed dormancy
Source: RefSeq, a predicted model, not a curated record